Cotesia congregata is the source of this 822-nucleotide messenger RNA. The record is from the annotation of a GenBank genome assembly. NCBI's taxonomy places the organism in Eukaryota, Metazoa, Arthropoda, Insecta, Hymenoptera, Braconidae.
AUGUUUGACAAAGUCAAGUGGAUCAUAGAAUUUUUAAACGCAUGGCCAAUCAAUCCGACUAAAAAAAAAUUAAUAUUUUUUUUAUUAUAUUUAAUUCAUGAGAAUGUUUAUCUCGCAAUGGCUUAUUACGAUUUAUUUUCAAUAUUUGGCGAUCUCCAGCUAAUGUCUACUAAUCUGAUAGGGACACUGGUGCAAAUGAUAAUGAUGAUCCGGUUGAUAUUUGUUAAGUUUUCGUCAAGACUUAGAAAUGUUAUUGUUGAGAUUAAAGCAGAUGUUUGCGAUGAAAAUUAUCAGAGAACUGAUGAAAAAAUAAUUUACAUUAAAUAUAGCGAAAUGGCGACUAAUUUUUAUAAAAUUACAAUGGGAUUUGAGCUUCCUUACAGAGCAAAAUUAUUUAACACGAAUGAGACGACUCUUAAGCAAUCAAUUUUCCUUUAUAUUUAUCAAGCACCGAUGCCUAUUACCGCAUUAUGUUACUUUGCGACUGUUAACAUGCAAUUUAUAAUAAUAUCAAACAUAUGUGCUCGGAUCGCCAUUCUGAGAAAUAGAAUCAAUCAAAUUAACGAUUGUAUGCCCAUGAAAACUGAUAGUCUUAUCAAACAUAUCGUGCACCAAAAUUUACAGGAGAUGUUCUACAUUUGCAAUUGGCAAGAAAUGUCUCAAAAAUCAAAACAAUCCUGGCUUAUUUGCAUGGUGAGUGGUGCGAAAAUUCCGAUGCAAAUAACUGCUGGAAAAAUAUAUAUUUUUUCCUUUAAUAGUUUCACAGGGAUACUACGAAGUUCAAUGGCUUACGUUUCAUUGCUGAGAACACUGACAGCUUGA